UUACUCACUUUGUUUUAAAUUAUAAAGUAUUAAUAAUAUUGAACGUUAAAUGGUUCAGUGUUCGUAUAUUAAAAGGAAAAAAAUUCUUUCAAAAAAAGUUAAAAGGAAAAAAGAAAAAAGAAAAAGGUAAAUGAGGAAAGUCGGGGCGUGAAAUUAACGUCAAGAGGAGCACUGGAGCAGCGUCCGUUGGUUAUAAAUAUAACAACCUCGACAUGCUUCAGAGUUCAGAUGUUAAGUCUUUCGUUUUGUCUAGUGUUGCGUCCGUCACCCUAUGAUUGAUUUCUGCAUGAUCUCUCUCACCUGAUUAAUGUUUUGGGAGCAGUAGAAGAUUCAUGUUUGUCGUGUCGUGUGAAUUAUGGGUCAAGCCACGAGGGAUCGAUAUCGAUUAGCGUUUGUUUGACUGCCGUUUUCCAUUUUGCGUUUCUUUUAAUAACAGUACUUCUUGAUUUUUUAAUCUAAAAAAUUUGCCAAGAUUUUCAAAGAAACGUUCAUUCUUUUAUUGGCUAAUAGCUUCUUUGAUCUUGCUUACGUCCAUUUGCAAGUGAAAACGUUAUUUUUUCUGGUGCUCUGUAAGUUCCAAAAGCAAGUAAGAUUAUUGAAGAAAGAAAAUCAAGAAUAAAACCUCAGAGUGUUGAAUUUCAAUGGUUUAUUUCUGCACCAUGGCUUCUUGAUCGGGUUUUAGGAAAUUAUGUGCUGACAAUUUUGGAAAGGUGGAAGAUACAUUGGAAGGAAAGGUUGAUCUGCAUAAUGCUUCGUGGACUUGUGCAGUAGACCUUAUCGCAGAAGGGUGUUUCGUGAUCCCAAGAAAAGCGUUACAGAUCUUGAUGUCGUUGAUUCCCCACAUUGCCCUCUCACUCUCUCACCAUCCUUCGCCCCACAACAAAGACAAAGCUCAAAAGCACAAGAAGGAAACACACUCCCACUUCCUCCACCAGAAGAAGCAAUUGGAUUGUCCCCAAGGCAUUGCCAAUGCAUUGCACUUCUCUCUGUGGCGAUGACAACAACAACAACAACAACGGUGCCUCUUUUUGCAACUCGUAGCUGAACGGGUCAACCUUCCUGGCUUCCCUCAUGCCCAAGACGGAGAUUGGCGCCGACCGAUUCCUCCAUUCUCACCCACACUACGAUGGUCGCGGUGCUCUCAUCGCUAUCUUCGAUUCUGGGGUAGACCCGGCUGCUGCUGGAUUACAGGUUAGCUCAGAUGGGAAACCAAAAAUUAUUGAUAUUCUUGGUUGCACCGAGAGUGGAAAUAUUGAUACCUCAAAGGUGGUGAAGGCCAAUGCUGAUGGUUGUACUUCUGGGGCUUCAGGGGCAUCUUUGGUUAUCAAUACUUCAUGGAAAAAUCCAUCAGAAAGAAAGAAGAAGUGGGAUGAGAAAAACCAGGAGGAAAUUGCAAAGGCUGUAAAACAGCUUACAGAUUUUGAUCAGGAACACAUCAAGGUGUUUGUGAAGACCUCCAGAAUAGGCUUGAUCUUCUGAGGAAGCAAUCUGUGGGUUGCUUAGGAGAUUAUCAUGUGCUCCUGCUAUGCGGCUGAACUUCAGAGGCUAGACAGGGCACAAAUGUUAAUCAAAACUCCACGGCACCCUACUAUACAACAUGUUGUGGCACUGUAGAUUAAUGGGAUGGAGUACACGGUCCAUUUGGUAAAGGAGACAUGCUACAACCCAUGUAGGCACAAAUGUUUCACGGGGAGUCUGCUAUAGUCUUCGGAUAGUCUUCGGAUGAGGUAAGCUCCGACGAGAGUGACUUAGGCUCGGACCAAACCCAGCCAGCAAUAAAGUAGUAAAUCGUGGACAAACAAAACUAGAUGGGAUAUAGCUGCUGGUGGAGUUCACAGAGUGUCUCAGCUGACAACCUAUGAGGUUAAGGGCACGAAGGAGACAGCAGGAAGCAGAAAUGGGAAAAUGACAGGUAGGGAUAUAGCGGAAAGGGGAAAAAGGCCUGGGAUUUUGGAAGAGAAGUCAAAGAAAUGAAAACAACGAGCAAGAAAUGGGUUCAUCUAUGUCAGAUAAUUUUGAAUUAAAGGGGAGGGUCUUGUGAUGUCCCAGAUGCAGAGGAGGGUGUUAGAACAAAGGAUGGAAGUUUGAAAAAAAAAGAAA
Glycine soja is the source of this 2100-nucleotide messenger RNA. RefSeq names its product tripeptidyl-peptidase 2-like. Gene Ontology annotation, biological process: proteolysis. Gene Ontology annotation, molecular function: serine-type endopeptidase activity. The record is from RefSeq and is a predicted model, not a curated record. The transcript is spliced from 8 exons. NCBI's taxonomy places the organism in Eukaryota, Viridiplantae, Streptophyta, Magnoliopsida, Fabales, Fabaceae. Bases 1072 to 1479 code for a protein of 135 amino acids.